Molecule: messenger RNA, 696 nt
Organism: Homalodisca vitripennis (glassy-winged sharpshooter)
Lineage: Eukaryota; Metazoa; Arthropoda; Insecta; Hemiptera; Cicadellidae
Exons: 3
Source: RefSeq, a predicted model, not a curated record
GACAAAUUAUGCCGGUUACAAGAUGGAACAGGAUCAAACUCUGUCCACUCCGAACCAUCUUCUCCUGCCAACUCAUCUCUUUCUCCAGAGUCUGCAGUGGUCUCAGGACUCUCUGGCAACAAGAUGAAACACCUGCUCGCAUCCUGCAGGACUUGCAGACCGAGGACGCGGAGGAAGCCGAGGUCUCCGUCAUUGAGAGAGGCUGCACUCAUCGCUCGGAGUGUGGGUCUCGACCUCGGUGCACCAGGAGACAAAAUAUCCUCGGUUGAUGAUCGUAUCUUCAGUAACGAGAUGAUAGCCGACUGGUUCCCUCAGCUGACAUCGAUGUCUCGGGAUCUGGACGUGGUGAGCGCCAGAGUAGCCUGGGAGCCCCUCCUAGGGUCGGGACCCUGGUACCUAGUCACCUGGGGGCCCGAGGACGGGGGCCUCAGUGGAAACCUGCUCACCAACACCUCGGACCAUCUCACUGUCCCUAGGAUCCGAUACUCUUUACCACGUACAGAUAUCUGUGACCAGUACUGGACAGACCAGCCAGUGUCUACUGGUAGAUACGCACUCGGCCCUCGCCCCAAGGCUGAUGUCCCCCCUCUCAGGGGCGGAGGGUGUGGCGGGGGCGGUGGGGGCAGCUAUAUUGGUGUUCCUCCUGGCUAUCUUGCUGCUAGCCGGGCGGAACCGCUCUCCAGCCAAAGACAAUGA